Molecule: messenger RNA, 2767 nt
Organism: Amyelois transitella
Lineage: Eukaryota; Metazoa; Arthropoda; Insecta; Lepidoptera; Pyralidae
Product: small G protein signaling modulator 3 homolog
Exons: 1
Coding region: 116-2506 (796 amino acids)
Molecular function (GO): protein binding
Source: RefSeq, a predicted model, not a curated record
UAUGUGUUAUUGACAUUUUGCGUUGAAAGAAAAUGGCUGAUUGACAUUUACAUUACAAUCUUAUUGUUUACUUCGUAGAAUAUAUACUGUUGUGUAAACUGUGAUUGAGUGAAAUAUGGAUCUUGCAAAGUCUCUAUUUACUUCCCGUGAUCACGAAGGAUAUGUGGGGCGUGAAGAUCAUGAACGUAAAAUAAGUACAGCGCUUGCUGAUGAUGAUCCAGAGGACGUAAUUGAUUCAAUUCGUGGCCUGAAUAUUGCUGAUGAACUUCUACCAUCACCUGGAGGACCAUUUUCAGCCCUUACGGCAAGUAUGGUUCCGCAAGAUAUUAUGGCGAAAUUAGCACAACCUGAAUCUGAAGGUCAUAGUGGCGGUCUGCCGGACUACAGAUUUGACGAAUUUGGAUUCUGUGUAGAGGAGGAAGACGGCCCUGAACAAAACUCGAACAAACUUUUGGCAAAUGCAUUCGUCGAAGAUGAUCAACACCGUCUGCAAUGGGAAUUUUACAGCAAAGAAAUAAAUUUUUCAGAAGGGGAUGGUAAACUAGAAAAAACAGAUAAACUACAAAAAAUGGUGAAGAAUGGUGUGCCUCAUUCACUUCGACCGCAAGUAUGGAUGCAUCUAUGUGAAGCUAAUAAAAAAAGAUUAACCACAGAAAUAACAUAUCAUGAAAUUGUUAGAGCAUCAAGUGAUGAUGGAUUGGUCACUAGUAAACAGAUCGAAAAAGAUUUAGUCCAAAUAUUACCCAACAAUGUUUGUUUUUCACAUCCAACUAGUACUGGGGUACCAAGACUACGUAGGAUAUUGAGAGCUUUAGCUUGGCUUUAUCCUGACAUAGGGUAUUGUCAAGGCACUGGAAUGAUAGCAGCAUCGCUUUUACUGUUGAUGGAAGAAGAGGAUGCAUUUUGGAUAAUGUGUACAACAGUUGAAGAUCUCCUACCAGCAUCAUAUUACUCUUCAACACUCAUUGGUAUUCAAGCUGAUCAGAAAGUACUACGGAGUUUAAUUUCUACAUAUCUGCCUGGUAUAGAUCAAGUUCUAAAUGCCCAUGAUAUAGAGCUCUCUCUCAUCACAAUGCAUUGGUUUUUAACACUGUAUGCAAAUGUUGUUCAUAUGAAAAUAUUAUUAAGAAUAUGGGAUCUAUUUUUCCUAGACGGUUCUAUUGUUUUGUUUAAAGUUACAUUAGCUAUGUUGAAAAUAAAAGAAAACAGAUUUACUGAAAUAUCAAAUUCAGCUCAAAUCUUUAACGCUCUGUCUGAUAUUCCGGGAGAAAUAGAUGAUGUUGAUUUGUUAAUUAAAACCAUAGAUGAAGUCUGUGGUGACACCUUAAGUCUGACAUUAAUUGAUACUCACCGGCGGAGACAUUUAGCUUAUCUAAUGGCAGACCAAGGAGCUCUCGUGGGGAAUCCAAAUGCAGUCCCCAAUCUCCCAAAGCAACAACUACAAAGACGUCAGAUUAAAAGAAGCAAAUCAGUUAUUCAAACAAUUCUAUUUGGAGAAGACAGUAAUAAUGAAGAUGCAAUAUCUAAAAAUGUUAAACAAACAGAAAUACUUGUUGAUCUUAGAGAAGCAAUUUUACAGGUGGCUCGCCAUUUCUUGGCACUUGAACCACAACUAGCAUCUGAAAUCCAACUUACAGCUGAUUAUACUAUGCAGAGUCAUGCUGCAGAUCGUGAAAGAUAUGUAAAUGUAUCUAGAAGCAAAAGACGUCGAGCCAAGGCGCUAUUAGAUUUUGAAAGAAGAGAUGGUGAUGAACUUGGAUUUAGAAAAAACGACGUUAUAGAAGUAAUAAGUUCAAGGGAUGAGCACUGCUGGAUUGGUGAAUUAAAUGGACUUCGAGGAUGGUUCCCAGCUAGAUUUGUAAAGUUGCUUGAUGAAAAAGGAGUUAAAUAUAGCAGGGCUGGGGAUGAUUCUGUCACUGAAAAGGCAGCUCAUUUGGUAAGGGGUGUCCUUGCUCCCGCCUUUAAAAGAGUAUUAUUGCACGGAAUCAAGAGACCAAGUUUUUUAGAUGGCCCGUGUCAUCCAUGGCUUUUUAUUGAAGAAGCUUCUUCUCGAGAAGUUGAAAAAGACUUUAAUUCCGUUUAUAGUCGAUUAGUUCUCUGCAAAACAUAUAGGUUAGAUGAAGAUGGUAAAGUCCUUACUCCUGAAGAGUUACUUUACAGAUGUGUGCAAGCAAUCAACUUAUCACAUGAUAAUGCUCAUGCUCAAAUGGAUGUUAAGUUGCGCACGUUAAUAUGCAUGGGAUUAAAUGAAGAAGCAUUACAUCUAUGGCUUGAAGUUUUAUGUUCAUGUGUAGAUGUCGUUCAAAAGUGGUAUCACCCUUGGUCUUUCAUAAAUUCUCCAGGAUGGGUCCAAAUAAAAUGUGAACUAAGGAUUCUUUCACAGUUUGGUUUUAAUUUGAACCCAGAUUGGGAACUGCCCUUGAAAAAGGAUACACAAAACCAACCUUUGAAAGAAGGUGUCAGAGAUAUGCUUGUCAAACACCACUUAUUUUCUUGGGAUUUGUAAUAUAUUCACAAUUUGGAUCUCCUUUUAAAUUUAAUAUAUAUGUAUGUAUAGUCAUCCUUCCUUCCAUUAUUUAUUAAUAAUUAAUUAAAGAUUAAUAUUUAGUUUUAAAGCCUCGAUUGUUUGUUUAAUACCCAUUGAAUAUAUGUACGUAAUAAAAUGUAGUUUUUUAUAAACAUUCUGUAUUUAUAAGACUUCAAUCUAUGUUAUUAUAGUAAUAUAUGAGAUGUUAAUUAUAUGAUAAAAUACAUAUUUUACGGUGUA